AUUCUAGCUAAGCAACUAAGCAAGCAUGGAAUUAAUGGAGCCUCAAGUUCCAAUAUCUGCAAUCCUUGGUUUCCUUUUGUUGGUGGUAAUAACAGUAAUCAACAUUAUUUCUGUUUUGAGAUCAAAAACUAAGAAUCAUCAUCAUGCAAAGUCCAAAUUGCUGCCACCAGGUCCAAGAAAACUACCUCUCAUAGGAAACAUGCACAACCUUGCAGGAUCCAACCUGCCCCAUCAUUCCCUAGCAAACUUGUCUCAGCAAUAUGGGCCUCUGAUGCACUUGAAGCUUGGUGAGCUUUCCUGCAUAGUGGUAUCUUCCCCAGAAAUUGCCAAAGAGGUGAUGAAAACACACGACAUCAACUUUUCAAACAGGCCACCUUUUCUUGCAGCACAAAUCAUCAGUUACGGUUCCAAAGGGAUCACUUUUUCCCCACAUGGAACCUAUUGGAGACAGAUGAGGAAGAUUUGCACCAUGGAGCUGCUAUCAGCAAAGCGUGUUGAGUCCUUCAGGUCAGCAAGAGAAGGAGAGUUGUCAAAAUUUGUUAAAGAUUUGAUUUUGAGUGAAGGGUCACUGAUUAAUCUCAGUGAGAAGCUUGAUUCGUUAGCAUAUGAUUUAACAUCAGGUGUAGUUUUUGGUGGUGCUAUACAAGCUAAAGGUAAAGAGCAAUAUAGAAAACUAACCAAGGAUGUGUCAAAGGUAGCAGGGGGGUUCUCUGUUGCUGAUUUGUUUCCUUCCAUUGGAGCUCUUCAAGUUCUCACAGGAUUUAAGACUAAACUUGAGAAGCUCCACCGUGAGAUGGACAAGAUAAUAGAGGACAUUGUAACACGUCAUAGAGACAAGAAUUUGAAAACAGGGGAAACAGGGGAAGAUCUUGUUGAUGUUCUUUUGAAACUGCAAAAGCGUAGUGAUCUUGAGCAUCCCUUAUCAAACAAUAUAAUCAAAGCUACAAUUUUGGUUAGUAUAUUACUGUUUAACAGUCUAUGAAUAACAUUUGCGAUUGUUAAUAUCAGAUCUGAUCUAAGAUAAAAUAUGUUCUCAAUGAGAUUCUUUUCAUUUUUGCGUUUUCUAAAUGAUACACAAAUCAAAAUUUAGCUAUAUACAAUGAAGAGAUAAUGA
Lotus japonicus is the source of this 1114-nucleotide messenger RNA. RefSeq names its product desmethyl-deoxy-podophyllotoxin synthase-like. NCBI's taxonomy places the organism in Eukaryota, Viridiplantae, Streptophyta, Magnoliopsida, Fabales, Fabaceae. Bases 26 to 982 code for a protein of 318 amino acids. Gene Ontology annotation, molecular function: iron ion binding; monooxygenase activity; oxidoreductase activity, acting on paired donors, with incorporation or reduction of molecular oxygen. The record is from RefSeq and is a predicted model, not a curated record. The transcript has a single exon.